Paramecium sonneborni is the source of this 3522-nucleotide messenger RNA. The record is from the annotation of a GenBank genome assembly. Lineage: Eukaryota; Ciliophora; Oligohymenophorea; Peniculida; Parameciidae.
AUGAAAGAUCAUACCAUUUCGUUGAAAUCUCUAAAUAAUCGAACUAUGACAUCGAUCAAAAGUAGGACGAGAGAUAUUUCGCAUCUUACUGAUAGUCAAAUCAGUGCUCGAUUUUAGGAACAUAUUAAAUAGAAAUAGUUAGUUGGUGAACUUAAUUUAUAAUAAUAUGUAUAAUAAUAGAGGAUCAGAAAAUAAAAUUAAGCAUAUCUUAAUAAUCAAUUAAGAGUUAAGACAGAAGAGAAAUUAGAAUCUCCUUCGGAUUAAUUGAAUGAUAAUUAAAUCUUACCUAUUUUAGAAUAAAUCUCAGAACUUAAUUUCGAACAAAUUACUUAAGGAUUGUCUUAAGAAAAUGAUCGUAGUCAUAUCUUAACUUCUCUUAAAUAAUCAUUAUUCAAAGCAAUUAAUUCUACUCCUACAUUAGUUUCUCUUAAGUAGUAAUCUAGUAGUUUUUUUUCAGCCUAACCUACUGGACGAAGAGAUGUAAUCAUGCUUAAAUAAUGGUUUAUGAACUUUAUGGAAUCUAUUCAGUAAUCAAAUAGGGAUUUUAAAGAUAAAUUAAUAUCUUUAUCUGAAGCACUUCAUUUGUGUCUGCUAGAAAUUAUUAGAUAAAUAUCAUAUUAAUGUGCUGAAAGAGGAUAACUACUUCAUUCCUUAGUUAAAGGUUAUAUUUUAGUAUUUCAUAAACAUUUUAUGAUAAAAGAAUAAGAAAAAAGAAUUUUAAAAUUUUAAUUAUUUGAGAGAGAUAUUAAUGAAACCAAACAAAAAGAAGAAAUGGAAAUUCGAUCAUAAGUCUAAAUAAAUUAAUUAAAAUAAGAAUUAGAUAUGUUGAAGUAAAAAGAAAAUAUUAUAAAUUCAGAACGUAUUAGUUAUUAAUAAACUAUCAACAAAUUAUAGAAUAAAAUCAAUUUAUAACAGACCAUAUAAAAAAGUGCAGCAAAUAUGAUUGGUAAUUUGUAGAGGGAAAUAGAUCAAUUAAAGCAUUAGUUAUCAAAAAAGAAUUAACAUAAGUAUUCUUCAAUGAAUAAAUCAGAUGAAGAGGAAUAAGAUUUAUCAUUAUCUUAAGUACUUAAAGAAUUGAAUCAACAAAAUAAAUAUGAAUAGAUUUAAGAUGUAAUAGUAAAAGAUGCAAUAGAAGUAUUACCUGUUGUUUGUCAUAGUAUUGGUAUUUAAACAUUUUAGAAAUGUCUCUGUGUUAUAGAGACACAAACAGAUUUAUAAUUAAUGUCUCCUUAAUAUGAUAAGUUUUUAUCUAUUUAAGAAAUAGAAAAUACAUUUAAAGAAUUUGAACUUAAAUAAUAAUUAGAAUAAUAGAGUUGGUUAGAUGGACUAUGUGAUCAAAUGAAUAUGCAUCAAGAUGAAGCUUCAAUUAAUGAUUACGAAAGUAGAGGCAUUACGAAAAUUGAUAGAAUAUUUGAGGUACCAGAAAAUGAUGAAGGAUCUCCAGAUAUGUUAAGUAAAAAGAAAUAAGAUUUCAUUUAAGAUAAAAGAUAACAUUUUGAUAGAUCAGAAACAUCUGAAAAAAUAAUCAAAGAUAUAGAUAAGAUUGGUUCAGAUAGACUAUUAAAUGUUAAAUAAGUAGUGUAAUAAACAUCAAGUUCUAAUAAUACUCAAUAAAACUCAUAAUAAACAUCAUAAAAAUUAAUUAAAUUAUCACCCUAAGCCAGUAUCUAAUUAAAUUAAACUAAUACUUGUAAAACUGACACUGCUAAGUCUAAUCAAAAGUAGCAAACUCCCUUAUAACAAUCCUAAGUACCAAUAAAUACCUAACGAUAUUUCCCAUCAAAUGAAAAUUAAGAUAAAAAAAAUAUUAAUUCUCAAGAAAAAUAGGUAUAAAAGAAAAAAAGGAUGAGUAUUUCAUAAUAAUUAGGUUAAUAAUAAUAAUAAUCAUAAUAAUAAUCAUAAUAAUUUAAUAAUGCAAUUCUUAUUGAUUAGAAUGAUAAAAUAGAAUCUAAUUAAUAACCUAACUUAUCAAAAUAAUAAACUACUAUGUUGAUGUUACUUUAUUAAAUAUAAAAGUAAAAAGCAUAGAAUGCAACAGCUAAAAUGAAUGAAACGAAUGAAUUAUUAACAUAAGUAUUACUAUUUGCAAGAAAAUUAACUGUUCAUAUAUUGAAAACUUAAUUUAAAACACAUACUUAAAUUGCUGAAGAAUUUUUAUUUGAAUUUGAAUCUUUAAGAAAGAAAAUUUAAAAUGAUAAGGAAAUUUUAGAGGAAGAAUAUGUAUUAGAUGAAGAGAAAGAAAAGGAAGAGAAAAAGCAAGAGGCAAUGAAGAGAAGGAAAGGAAAAAUAUAGAGAGCAUUAAGAUUAAAUUUUGCUACAAGAUAAAUGAAGCAAAUACCAACAAUAGAUAGAUUAACUCAUCCUGGAGUAUUAUUGGCUAUAAAAGCAAGAGAUUAAUCACAUUUAUUUAAAAAGGUUGUUGCUUAUUGGCCAGUUAAGAAUGUAUUAAGAACAAUAUCUCAAAUAUAUUUAGAAAAAACAUCUUUUGGAGGUGAAGCUGAUAUGCAAAUUUUUGUAUUCAAUUUCUUACUAAAUAAAUAUGGUUUUAAACAUGUAGCAGAAAAAAAAUAUUUAUAGUUUCUAUUAUCAGUAAUUCAUUUUAGUCAAAUUUUCAGAGUUAAUUUAUUUGCUAGAUUAUUAUGUCUAUUACAUGAUGAACAUCUAAAUUUCACAUAAGAAGAAUCAGCAUUUCUAUUAUCAGGAUUAGAAUAUAUUCAUAGUCAAACUAGUCUUGGUGCCAACAUUGUUUAAGGUGAUAGCGAAUCUAAAUUCUAUAUACCUUAUUUAAGAGCUUUAGAGUAAAUUUAUAAUAUAUGUUAUAGUUAUAUAAAAAUGCAUCUUGAAAAUAAGUUAACUGAGGAUGAAAUUAAAGAACUAAGAGGGGAUUUAGAUAACCUAAAAGAAAGUGAUCCUAAAAAUAAAUCAGGUAUAGUUGAUUUAGAUUUAUUUAUGUCAAAGGUUUUAGAUAAAUAUAGAAAUGUUACUCAUAGAACUAAAUUAUUUGUUAUUCAUGCUUUUUAAGCAGCUGAUUUAGAUGGUAAUAAGAAAAUCAAUCAUAAUGAAUUUUUGACUUUGUUUAGACAUAUAGAAAGUGAUAAAUUUAAUUUCUAAGAUGCAUUAGAUUUAUUUGAUGAAUAGGCUGAUAUUAUUCAUUAAGGUGAGAAGAAUUUAUCAUUUAAUCGAUUCACGUCGGUUUGUGUAAAUCAAUAAAUUUUCACUGAAAAUGCUCUUAAUGAUUUUAUUGGCAAAGAAGCAAAUAUUGAAUAGAUAUUUGAUAAUGUAGUAAAAACAUGGAGUUAAUACAAAUCAGAGGUUCAAGGUUUAUUAACUCAGUUAUAACCAUUUGUGACAUAGGAAAUAUACUAAGAAUGGGUGAAUAUUUUAUUCACAUUAGAAAAGAGAAUUCUACAUUAGAAAACAGAUUACUAAAAUGUAAGACCUAUUCUAAUAGCUCAUAAAAUAUUAAAGUUAGAAUUGAUAAGAUUGUUGGAUGAGGAUGAAUAAAAUUAGAAUAAAGAUUGA